GCCACGUUGUCCUGCGCGCUUGGCGCGCUUGGCUCCGCGAGCCUGGUCAGCUGUUCCCACUUCCCGGUCCCCUGUCCCCUCCCUGUAGGGCUCGGCGGGGGCCACAGUCUACCGGUGUCGACCCUGCAGGCCGCUGAGCGCGGCCCUUGCCACUCCGAGGCUCCGGCGCGCGGGGGCGCCCGGGAUCCCGGCCCGCGAGGCGCCGCCCCGCCCGCCGCCCGGAGCAGCGACCCGCAGCCGGGAGCGCACCCUCGAGCGGGGUUGUCCCCUGAGUUCGGACCGGGGGUCCAUGCCCGUGCGCCCCAGCCGGCCGGCGCUAUGGCCUCCGGGAGCGUGGCCGAGUGCCUGCAGCAGGAGACCACCUGCCCCGUGUGCCUGCAGUACUUCUCCGAGCCCAUGAUGCUCGACUGCGGCCACAACAUCUGUUGCGCGUGCCUGACCCGCUGCUGGGGCGCGGCCGAGACUAACGUGUCGUGCCCGCAGUGCCGGGAGACCUUCCCCCAGCGGCACAUGCGGCCCAACCGGCACCUCGCCAACGUGACCCAGCUAGUGAAGCAGCUGCGCACCGAGCGGCCGUCGGGGCCCGGCGGCGAGAUGGGCGUGUGCGAGAAGCACCGCGAGCCGCUGAAGCUGUACUGCGAGGAGGACCAGAUGCCCAUCUGCGUGGUGUGCGACCGCUCCCGGGAGCACCGCGGCCACAGCGUGCUGCCACUCGAGGAGGCCGUGGAGGGCUUCAAGGAACAAAUCCAGAACCAGCUGGACCACCUAAAAAGAGUGAAAGACUUGAAGAAGCGGCGCAGGGCACAGGGGGAGCAGGCACGAGCAGAACUCUUGAGCCUGACCCAGAUGGAAAGGGAGAAGAUCGUCUGGGAGUUUGAGCAGCUGUAUCACUCCUUGAAGGAGCAUGAGUAUCGCCUCCUGGCCAGACUUGAGGAGUUGGACUUGGCCAUUUACAACAGCAUCAAUGGCGCCAUCACUCAGUUCUCCUGCAACAUCUCCCAUCUCAGUGGACUAAUUGCCCAGCUGGAAGAGAAGCAGCAGCAACCCACCAGGGAACUCCUGCAGGACAUUGGGGACACAUUGAGCAGGGCUGAAAGAAUUAGGAUCCCUGAGCCCUGGAUCACACCUCCAGAUUUGCAAGAGAAAAUCCACAUCUUUGCCCAGAAGUGUCUGUUUUUAACUGAGAGUCUGAAACAGUUCACAGAAAAAAUGCAGUCAGAUAUGGAGAAAAUCCAAGAGUUGAGAGAAGCUCAGUUAUACUCAGUGGACGUGACUCUGGACCCAGAUACAGCCUACCCCAGCCUGAUCCUCUCUGAUAAUCUGCGGCAAGUGCGAUACAGUUACCUUCAGCAGGACCUGCCUGACAAUCCUGAGCGGUUCAAUCUCUUCCCCUGUGUCUUGGGCUCACCGUGCUUCAUCGCUGGGAGACAUUAUUGGGAGGUUGAGGUGGGCGAUAAGGCCAAGUGGACAAUAGGUGUCUGUGAAGACUCUGUAUGCAGAAAAGGUGGAGUCACCUCGGCCCCCCAGAAUGGAUUCUGGGCAGUAUCAUUGUGGUAUGGGAAAGAAUAUUGGGCUCUUACCUCCCCAAUGACUGCACUUCCCCUACGGACCCCUCUCCAGCGGGUGGGGAUUUUUUUGGACUAUGAUGCUGGUGAGGUCUCAUUCUAUAACGUGACAGAAAGGUGUCACACCUUUACUUUCUCUCAUGCUACCUUCUGUGGGCCUGUGCGACCCUACUUCAGUCUGAGUUACUCGGGAGGGAAGAGCGCAGCCCCUUUGAUCAUCUGUCCCAUGAGUGGGAUCGAUGGGUUUUCUGGCCAUGUUGGGAGUCAUGGCCAUUCCAUGGAGACCUCCCCUUGAGAGGACGUGAACUUGGGCCAAAAUGACUGUUGGCCACACUCCUGCCCCAGGCACCUGGCAUCUCAUUGUCUUGCCGCAUCCUCUCUCACAGCUGGAGAUCCCUGCCACUUUCCAUGCAGUGGAAGAUGGGAGGCCCAUGUUCUCAACCGUCCUUUCCCUUUGCAAGCAAAUUGUAAUGAGAAGUAUCAAGAUUGCCAAGAAAUAAAAACCAGAUGUCUGCCUC
This is a messenger RNA of Elephantulus edwardii (Cape elephant shrew), 2083 nucleotides long. It is a transcript of the gene TRIM27, whose product is annotated as tripartite motif containing 27. The record is from RefSeq and is a predicted model, not a curated record. NCBI's taxonomy places the organism in Eukaryota, Metazoa, Chordata, Mammalia, Macroscelidea, Macroscelididae. The coding region runs from base 319 to 1860 and encodes 513 amino acids. Gene Ontology annotation, biological process: negative regulation of transcription by RNA polymerase II; negative regulation of viral transcription; protein K63-linked ubiquitination. The transcript is spliced from 8 exons. Gene Ontology annotation, molecular function: protein binding; zinc ion binding.